Mytilus californianus (California mussel) is the source of this 1623-nucleotide messenger RNA. RefSeq names its product zinc metalloproteinase nas-15-like. Gene Ontology annotation, biological process: proteolysis. Lineage: Eukaryota; Metazoa; Mollusca; Bivalvia; Mytilida; Mytilidae. Bases 1 to 1497 code for a protein of 498 amino acids. The transcript is spliced from 11 exons. Gene Ontology annotation, molecular function: metalloendopeptidase activity; zinc ion binding. The record is from RefSeq and is a predicted model, not a curated record. Gene Ontology annotation, cellular component: membrane.
AUGAAAAAUGACCCUACACUACCAGAACAGAAUUUUGGAAAAGAUAUUCCAGGUUUAAUACAAGGUGACAUUCUAGAAGGUCAACGUGACGUUCGUAACUCUGUGGUGAAUUAUCAACGAACAUGGACCAAUAAUGUAGUUCCUUAUACAUUUGCACCCAAUAACUAUAGUUCUACUGAACGAAACUAUAUCGUAGCAGUCAUUGCAGACAUGAUGAAAAUAACAAGAAAAUGUAUCACAUUUAUUCCACGAACAACAGAAAAAGACUUUGUGUUCAUACAGAAUGUUGGGGAAUGUAACAGUGCUAUUGGCAGGACUGGUGGCGCGCAGAUAUUACACCUUGGUAAUCAAUGCUUAAAAAAUGGUACCAUAAUGCACGAAUUAAUGCAUACACUUGGUUUCUGGCAUGAACAUACACGACCAGAUAGGGAUGACUAUAUAACAGUGUACGAAAACAAUAUUUUGAAAGAGUUUUCAUAUAAUUUCAACAAAAUGCCUGCAAAGUCAGUAUUACUACUGGAGACAUAUGAUUAUUGUUCAAUAAUGCAUUACUCUCCAACAACGUUCUCAACUGAUCCAUUGAAGCGCACAUUUGAACCACGACAACACGUAGAAUGCGAGAUCGGUCAGCGAGACUACUUAACAGAGAAAGAUAUCAACAGAAUACAAAAAUUGUAUAACUGUGAGAAAAUUGAAGAAAUGUGUUCCAAGCCAAUAGCACCAAGGAAUGGCAAUGUAACAUUCUCAGAUAGAAAAAUAAGUUCCAAAAUACAAUAUAACUGUUCUGCUGGAUAUGUAUUAUUUGGUCCAUCAGAAAGAUUUUGUAGAAAUGAUGUUAUUUGGUCUGGUGACGAGCCACUGUGUUUACUUACAAAUAAUGUAGUGAACUUUUGUAAUUUUGACGAACCUGGAACUUGCAAUUGGAAUACUGAUACAUCGGACCCCGAUCAAGACUAUGAAGAGUGGUCCAAACAAGCAGGAUCAACAAAAACACAUCAAACUGGACCUGUCUUUGAUCAUACCAGGGAAACCUCAGAUGGUUUUUAUAUGUAUGUUGAAAGUUCUGAAAAAUACAAACAAACGCAUAACCAAACAAGGAAAUUCAGAAUGAGGAAUUCUAAUAUCAGUCACGGCGAUGUUCAGGGAGGAGUCUGCAUGUCAUUUUAUUCUAAUACAUAUGGCAAAGGAAUAGUUCCAGGUUCGCUUCAGGUGUACGUAGCACCAUCAAACACUUCACAAACAAAACUGAUAUGGAAAGAUGAUGGAACAAAUUCCCAGAAAUGGAUACGGAGAAUCAUUUCAGCGCAAAUCAAGCCAGAUUCAAUUGGUAAAAUGAUUGACAUUAUAAUUGAAGUGGACAUAGGACAAAGUACAACGCCAUGGGAAAGUGAUAUAGCUGUUGAUGACAUUUUAAUUGCAUCAUGCAAUCAAAUAAAAAUAUACGAAGACUGGUUAGAAAAACAUGCUUCUACAUUGGUUCCUCAACCGGUUGGAUAAAUAAAAUAUAUUAAAAGUGGAAUAAUACGGCGCAAUUUAAGUUUUACCUUGCGGAACUUCUAUACCAUUGUGUGUUUUGUAUUUCUUUUUUUUUUAUUCUGUAUUUUCUCAUUUUUUUCUGUUAUC